Molecule: messenger RNA, 1023 nt
Organism: Microthlaspi erraticum
Lineage: Eukaryota; Viridiplantae; Streptophyta; Magnoliopsida; Brassicales; Brassicaceae
Source: the annotation of a GenBank genome assembly
AUGUUGUCAAAGGUUUCUCUUCCCCGUUCUUUAUUUAACGGCAAUCGAUUAGCACCGACGAGAUACUUCGCCGGAGCUCCGGCCAGCUUCUCCUCUCUCCCGCUCUCAGGCAACAAGAAGACAUGUCCUCCGAGAAUAAGAAGGAUUCAAUACACAUUAGAAGAUAGAAGGAAUCGACCUCUAACAUGUGGAGAAGUAUCGCCACGUCUUCUCGUGCCUGAUCACAUACCAAAGCCUCCAUACGUUGAGUCUAGCGAGUCACCAAAGAUAUCAAGUGAGUUUCAGAUUCCUGACUCCAAGGGAAUCGUGAAAAUGAAGGCAGCUUGCAAGCUCGCUGCUCGUGUUUUAGACUAUGCAGGAACUUUGGUUAGACCAUUUGUUACCACAGAUGAAAUAGACAAAGCCGUGCACAAGAUGGUUAUUGAGUCUGGUGCUUACCCUUCACCUCUCGGAUACGGAGGGUUCCCUAAAAGCGUUUGUACAUCGGUUAACGAAUGCAUGUUUCACGGGAUUCCAGAUUCACGUCAGCUACAGAAUGGUGAUAUAAUAAACAUCGAUGUCGCAGUUUACUUGGAUGGUUAUCAUGGAGAUACGUCAAAGACUUUCCUCUGUGGAGAUGUAAAUGAAAGCGUUAUACAGCUUGUCAAGGUCACAGAAGAGUGCUUGGAGAAAGGUAUAUCGGUUUGUAAAGAUGGAGCAAGCUUCUCACAAAUCGGGAAGAUAAUCAGAGAGCAUGCAGAGAAGUAUGGCUAUAACGUGGAGAGCUUUAUCGGACAUGGUGUAGGGACUGUAUUACACUCGGAGCCUCUUAUAUAUCUUCAUCGUAACCAUGAUUAUGAACUUGAGUAUAUGAUUGAGGGUCAAACAUUUACGCUUGAGCCAAUACUCACCAUUGGAGCCACCGAGUUUGUAACAUGGCCUGACAAAUGGACUAUUUUGACAGCGGAUGGUAGUCCGGCCGCACAGUUUGAGCAUACAAUUCUUAUUACCACAACUGGUGCUGAAAUUCUCACCACAUCAUGA